Molecule: messenger RNA, 2095 nt
Organism: Armigeres subalbatus
Lineage: Eukaryota; Metazoa; Arthropoda; Insecta; Diptera; Culicidae
Product: fatty-acid amide hydrolase 2-A
Exons: 3
Coding region: 212-1861 (549 amino acids)
Cellular component (GO): endomembrane system
Source: RefSeq, a predicted model, not a curated record
UAGUCGCGUAGCAGUCGGAAGAGAUAUUCAGUCAAAGCAGUAUCAUUACGCGCGUACAGCCCAACUGGUCAGACCGAGAUAUUCGCUCCGUACCGCCGCCCUUGAGAAGUAGCGUAACCGCGUCGCGAUUUUAGGACUUCUCCUUCGCUAAACAUCUGAUUGGAAGGUUGGAAAAGUGCUGCGGGAAAAGUGCGUUCUGUAUUACGUGAAAAUGUUGUCAUACGCAUACGCAGCAGUCGAUCUGCUGUUGCGGGUCUUCUGCAAAGGUGGUGGAAUUGUGAGGCUAGAAUUUCACAAAAACAUGAGCUGGGCUAUACGACGGCUACUUCGAGGGGUGAUGCACGUGUUCAGCUGGUUCGUUAUACCAUACUCGUAUCUAAUCAGUGUACGUAUACGAUCUCGCAAGCUACCUCCGAUAGAGAAUCCGCUAUUGCGAAUACCGGCGGUAACUCUGGCCGCCAAGAUUCGAACAGGGCAAAUCAAAAGCGAGGAGGUAGUCAUUGCCUACAUUGAACGAUGCCGGCAAGUCAAUCCGUUUUUGAAUGCUAUCGUUCAGGACCGAUUCGAACAGGCCCUCGCAGAAGCCAGACGAAUCGAUGUAGAGGUUGCAAAGGGAUCGCGCAGCGAAGAGCAGAUGAUGGCAGAAACACCCAUUCUGGGAGUGCCCGUAACCAUCAAGGAAAGUUUGGCCGUCAAAGGUAUGAGCAAUACGGGUGGUCGGAAACUGAAGAACAGACGAAUUGCAGAACAAGACUCCCCAGUGGUGGAGCAAAUAAGAAAAAACGGUGGAGUAAUCCUGCUGGUCAGUAAUACCCCAGAGUUAUGUCUUUGUUGGGAAACGUACAACAAAUGCACGGGACUAACUAAAAAUCCCUACAAUCUCAAACGAACCGUCGGUGGAUCAUCGGGUGGAGAGGCAGCCUUGAUUAGCUCCGCUGCAUCACUCAUAGGCGUGACCACUGACAUCGCCGGUUCAUCAAGACUUCCUGCCGCCUUUGUAGGUGUAUUCGGACAUAAACCAUCCCCAUUCAGUGUAUCCCCUUACGGUCACAACCCCUCUUGUGAGGAUGAGUCCUGGGGAAACUUCUUCACCCCAGGUGCAAUGUGCCGAUACGCAGAGGAUCUCCCACUACUGCUUAAGGCUAUGCACGACCCUUCGGGAGCGCCCCUUUCCCUCGACACUGUGGUCAAUCUGACAGAUAUCAACUACUAUUAUAUGGAAAAUGACGGCCCUACUGGUUUGACUGAGCCUAUUGAACCAGACAUCCAGGCCGCCAUCAGCAACGUUGUAAACCACUUCAACGCCGAGAAAGUUCAACUGAAACGCCUAAUUUGGGCGCUAGAUAUUUCCAUCUGCAAAAUGCUACGGAUGAAGAACAUCGAAACCAUCUACACCCAACAACGGGACGGUCAACCCAGAACCACCGUUGCCAAAGAGAUGCUGAAGUACUUUUGCGGUUGUUCCGACUCCGAUCUGCCAUCGGUGGUGAUCGGCCCCAUGCAGCACAUUGUGCAGAACUACAUUCCCAGCUCGAGAUUAUCCUUCCUGGACGAGCAGACCGAGCUACUGCGGAAGGAUUUCAUCGAGCUGCUUGGCACAACAGGCGUCUUCAUCUACCCAGUGUUUCCAAAUACGGCACAUCGCCAUUUCGAGAUCUUCCACAAACUGGUCGAUACCAGUUACAUGAUGGUGUUCAACACCCUUGGUUUCCCGGCUGCGUCCUGUAUGGUCGGACUAGACCGGAACAAGCUCCCCAUUGGAGUGCAGAUUGUCGCCAGUCCCGGACAGGACCAUUUGAUUUUCGCAGUGGCACAAGAGUUGGAACGCAAGUAUGGUGGCUGGGUGCCACCGCCUUCGUGAGCAGGAUUCCUAAAGAAUGAUGACGAAGUGGGGCAAAGUGGCUCUCAGUGAUAAAGUGCAAUUUACAAGUGAACGACAGUGUGAUCGACAGAUGAGAUAGAAUAUUUUUUAACAUCCGUACUCCAAGACUUUUUUUAUUGGCAAAUUUGAUUGUAGUUUUGUAUGAUUGUUGACCUAAAUAAAAGUUUAUUUUGAACUUUGAAUAAAUGCCCUGGAUUGACUUUCAAACAGCAA